Priapulus caudatus is the source of this 2415-nucleotide messenger RNA. Its product is annotated as putative nuclease HARBI1. The transcript is spliced from 6 exons. NCBI's taxonomy places the organism in Eukaryota, Metazoa, Priapulida, Priapulimorpha, Priapulimorphida, Priapulidae. Bases 967 to 1662 code for a protein of 231 amino acids. The record is from RefSeq and is a predicted model, not a curated record.
CUAUACAUACUUUUAUUACCUUUUGACCGUUUUGUUUUAUAUUUUUUAUUGUUAAUGUUACGUUCCUUAUUUUUUAAUACUGAGGACCUGCUGUCCAUGUUGGUUGCUGUACAUAGGCUUGGUUUUCUGGAUUUCCCCAUUGGUACUGGUUUCUUUCCAGGUGUGGGGAAACUUUUUCCUGGAGUUCCUGCGCUAAAAACGCCACUUGUCUCUUCAGCUCCUGGAUUUCUAGAUUCUCUUCCGUACGGUUUCGCAUAUCCAUUAUUCUAUUUCUCUCCCAUGGGUGUGUCGCUUGCCUGUGGUCGAAUCGGCAGUUUCUUUCGUAGGGACAUGUCUCUCCUCUCUCAACAUACCUGCAUUUUAACCUGUCGCUUCGCAGCGUUUGUCUCCCUUGCGUUAUUUCGUUUUCCCUUCUGUCGUUCGGGCCGUGGCUAAAAUUACAUCUAUAACCAAAUUUACAUGGUAUUCCUUUUUCAUAGUUCCAGCACAUUUUUGUGUUGUUGGUUCUAAUUUUGGGCGUUUCUUCUCUAUUACGUCCUGGUGAGGUUUGGUGAACUCUAUCCUUCCAUUCCAUUAGUGACUCACACCAUUUAUUUAUUUUCUUCUCGAGUCUAUUGUAAAUCUUUUCCUCCAUUUCUGUGUGAUCGUCUACAUCUAUCUCCUUUUCUUUUAAGAUUUCUUGAGUCGGAACUUUUUCCAGCUCGAUGAUCUGCGGUUGUAACAGGGCGUGGCGGUACGUCCACCUACCCAGGUCCUCGGUCCGGCUGCGGGAGGGUUUCCUCCCACGGUAGUUGAGAGUAGCGUCGAUUACAAACAAGAACACAGGAUUCUAUGAUUCCCUCUACGUCUGUAUUACCGUACGCUUCUUGGCAUCUGGGGCAUUCUACAAUGUCAUUGGAGAAGCGAUGGGUGUACAGAAAGCGACAGUUUGCAGAGUGUUGGACGCAGUGCUAGACUGCCUUGUAAAUGUCGCUAGCGAAUGGAUCGCAUUGCCAACAUCAAGACCGAUUGGCAGAGAUCAAGGUUGGAUUUUACCGAAAGUGGCAGUUUCCGGGUGUCAUCGGGUGUGUGGAUGGAACGCAUGUUGCAAUUCGAACGCCUCCACGAAACGAAGAUGUAUUUGUGUGCAGAAAAGGGUUCCACAGUAUCAAUAUCAUGCUGAUCGACGACCACAAGAACAGGAUUACAGCAGUAUCAGCUCGAUUCCCUGGUUCUUCUCAUGACAUGGCAGUCUUCGACUGCUCCAAUAUCCAACAGAGGAUGGAGAACGGAGACCUGGAAAAUAAGGGGUUACUCCUGGCAGACAGUGGGUAUGCCUUGAGGCCAUACCUCAUGACCCCUGUCUUGCGACCUCACAACGACCAAGAGGUCAGAUACAAUGCUGCCCACAAGGGGACAAGGGUAAGCAUUGAACAGGCCAAUGGCAUCCUGAAGAGCCGAUUCAGAUGCCUUGAUAGAUCCUCAGGAGGCCUCUUCAUUGAAGCAGGCAAGGCCUGCAAGGCGAUUGUUGCAUGUUGUGUUUUGCACAUGUGCAUAACGUUUCACGACGUGAUGGUAGAAAUGCUACCAAAUGACGUACAUAACGAUGACGUAGAACGCUGUCCGGAAUUAGACGUAAACGGUAGGAUAGUUCGAGAUAAUCUGAUUCGAAAUGCGUUUUAAUGUCAUUUACAGUGACCCAAUUUAAAGUGACAUACAUAUUUACGUUCACUCACCUGUAGUUGCCAUUUAUUCUUCAUGUGUAUUGUUCAUAUGUCUGACUAUAAAUACAAAAAUAAUGUAGAUUAACAUUUUAAAAUUAAAAAAAGAUCUAAUAACCAUUAAUAACAAUUUAAUAAACUGCUAACUAGUUAAUUAACUAGUUGUACAGCAUACUCACGUUCUUUUGUAAUGUUUCUAAGUUCGUUUAUCAGUUCGUCAUGUCUUCUAUUUCUGUCAAAAUUAAUGGUUUUGAAAUUAUGCUUAACUUUAGAUUUAAACUGUUAUAUGUUAUAAACAGUUUAGCAACUUAGUCUCAUGGAUAUGGACAGUAUAAUUAAUUAAAAUAAUUUGUUUUUCAUCGUAAUCAAUUGUCACAUUGACGGUAAUAAUAAAUUAAGUUUGUCGUUCAAUGCACAAAUGUUUGUCAGCAUUUAUUCAAUAAUUAAAAUUGCGACUGCUGCCACUAAUUAUCACACACCUCUCUAUCUGCUCUUGUCUUUUUAUUGCGAUAUAUUCAGUUUCAAAUGAGCCUGCAAGUUAAAUUUUAUUGCAUUUAAUUGCAUUAAAAUGCACUAAAGUUUAUUGCAUACAGAAACUAUACUAGGGAUUGAAAUUCAUAUUAUGUUUAUAUUAUCUGUAAAUGAACCUAAUACUGAAUAUAACAUCAUUAAAUAAGUUCAUUCGGUUGGUAGAAUAAAAAUUAACGUUGUUAUU